AGGCUUUUUUUGCAAUUUGGCAUUUAAUUUUACUGUUUUAUUGUAAACAAACUGUGCUUAAUUAUUAGUGAAUGGCGAGAUUGGAGAAACAAUUAAGAAAUUGAUGGAAUUAUAUAAGAGUUGCACUUUAAGCUACACAUGCCACAUGUUCGUUGAGGUGAAGUACGAUAGAUAACUCGAACUCAUUUGUUAAUGGUGUUAGUUAUAAGUUAAAGUUAAUCUGAGUUGUGUGGUGCGGUGUUACCAAACCAAUUGUAUUUAAUAGUGUUGCAAAGUCGUUACAAAAUUAAUACAAGGAAGACUAACGCCAGCAGUUGAAAUGAAAUAUUUUGAAGCUGAUUAAAGUGCAUUAACUUAUUAUUGGUAUCGCUAUAUUGGUUCAUUGACUGAAUAAAACUGUCUGCAGUAGUGGAUAUUAUGUACAUACAUGCAUAAUCCAUACUAAUGAGAGAUACUGAUUUACUAUGCAUGGUUGAUUUUAUUUAUUCUGACUUAUUUUAGUAGACUGUUCAAAUCCGGCCCGGUCAUACACAAAUAACAGAAAUUGAUCUCCCAAGCACGCUAAAACGCCAAAUAUUACUUGGCGUUGCUGCUGCCGAUGAGAAAGAUGCCACACAAAGUGGAUAAUACUCUGGACCCAUCUCCUCCAGCCAAUUCGAAACAGUCGGGUGCACCCAGUUCCCUCCUUUAUAAUGGUUCCAGAUUCCAAGGACACCAAAAAUCCAAAGGGAACAAGUACGAUGUGGAAGUAGUCCUUUUGCAUGUCGACGAAGACAAAGGGUACUUGUGCGGAUAUCUCAAAAUAAAAGGGCUUACCGACGAAUAUCCCACCCUCACAACAUUUUUCGAUGGAGAAAUCAUUAACAAGAACAAUCCUUUUCUAACCCGAAAAUGGGAUGCGGACGAAGAAGUCGACCGUAAACAUUGGGCAAAGUUUAGUGCUUUCAGCCAUUUCUCAAAAACUUUCAACUCUGAUACCUUUGACUGUGAAUCCCUCAAGAGGUCAGACUAUGUCUUUAUGCGGUGGAAAGAGCAUUUUUUGGUUCCGGAUCACACCAUAAAAGACAUCUCGGGGGCAAGCUUUGCCGGCUUCUACUACAUUUGCUUUACCAAAUCAGAUUCUACAAUCGAAGGAUAUUACUAUCAUCGAAGUUCAGAGUGGUUUCAGUCCCUAAAUCUCAAACAUAUACCUGAGAAAAAUGUCCAAAUCUACCAAUUUAGGUAAAAUGUGUUACAUACUUAUUGGAGCAUUAGGUAUACUUUUAAGUUAUUGACUGAUCAACGCAUAUUGAUUGAUCACUUUGAGCCUAGGAUAAUUAAUAUUUGUACUGACUAAGUAAGACUACGUCCAAGUCGAGAUGUAUUUUGAACUAAUCGUAAGAUUUUUUAGGCGAAAAUAACGCCUAAAUCACUCAACUGGCGACGGUUAGAGAUACCGUUUACGACCAUUUACAACUACACUACAAAAGUUCUUGUCAUUUAAUACGUUUGUGGUGACGAAGUCGUCAGAUUGCUUUUCAUGGUGUCAAUUUGACAGUCAAGUGGCAUGUUUGCUUCCUAAAGCUACAUACAAAUUAAUAUUCACAACUUGGAGUUGAAUAAGGUAGCUGUUUGCAUAAUAACAAUUUUUUUACGUACUAACAAGCUUAUUGUUCUAAAUGUUAAGUUUUCCUAUCCGUUUUCAUUUUACAUUUACAUUUAUUGCUACUGCAAAACUUUAUAAUGCUACGCGUUCGGUGACUCUACUUCCUCCCGGUAAUGCCUUCCAUUGUUAAAUAUCGUUUUACAAACAAAACCUAAUCAUAUAAUUUGUGUUUUUUAAAAUACUUUUCUCGAUAUUAUAUUUAUCUACCAUGGAAUGAGUCCAAAUGGGACAAGGGAUGCAAUUGAUACCAAAGUUUAGACGAUAAUUCUUAAAAAUACUUGAUUUGUUUGGUUGUGAUUCUAGUUAUAAAUGUAUUUAUGAUAUCGGAAAAGUUGCCGUUGUUUUUAGUGAAAGUGAGUUUGAUUUGACUGAAAAUAUUUGAAAAUUGUGGUACGCAGAUAUUACUAAAUAUGAUAAUACAUGUUAUACAGUUUAGUUAGUUAGUAUUUUAAUUUAUUGAAUUGGAUUGACCUGGAGAGCUUUAUGUAGCUACCUCAGAUUGUAAUGUUGUUGCAACACCAAAAUUGUUUAAAUUAUCAUGUUAGUUAAUACCUUUAAGCCAAAGCUGUCAAGUGCUACAUUUCGAAUACUCAAUUGACUUGAGUAUUGAUUUUAACAGGUUUUGUGCUACUGCUACAUAACUUAUGACGUUGAUAAAAUAAAUGUACCCAAAAAUUAUG
Molecule: messenger RNA, 2325 nt
Organism: Folsomia candida
Lineage: Eukaryota; Metazoa; Arthropoda; Collembola; Entomobryomorpha; Isotomidae
Product: glucose-induced degradation protein 4 homolog
Exons: 5
Coding region: 599-1225 (208 amino acids)
Biological process (GO): negative regulation of gluconeogenesis; protein catabolic process in the vacuole; proteasome-mediated ubiquitin-dependent protein catabolic process
Cellular component (GO): extrinsic component of membrane; GID complex
Source: RefSeq, a predicted model, not a curated record